GGGCAAGUAAUGGAGCAGGGCUGGAGACUCAAACUCCAAUCAGGCUGCUGGGAGAAUUCAGCAAACUCUAUAAGAACAGCUACUUGGGUAAUAGUAAAUCCUUAGGAAGGGUGCAUUUCACAUGAAGUUAUUCUAGGUGCUGGCUUAUAGUAUAGGUAUUUUUAAUGGAGUGGUUUUUGUUCCUUUUUCUUUUUUAAUUAUGUAAAGCAAUUUAGAAAUCAUUCUUACCGUACCCAGUGUAAAACCUUGAGGAGGAAAAUGUGCUGAUUGGAAGACUGAGUUUCCUAUCAUUGAACCAGUUGAUUUUCACCGGCUUCCACUAAGACUGGAUUUCUAACAAGGAAACUCUAAACAAGGACUGAUGAUCUCCAACCUGUUUGGAUGAAUUUAUCUGCAUGACCUUGUCACCAUUUUGCAGAUGGGUAUUAAAAGUGAAUUGCAAGGAGCAGUUUCAACAGAUAUUAAACCUCCCAUACGAAUUCAGUCUGCUUCCUACAGGACACUUUGCCAGGCACCCUUGUUAAUGACAUUGAUCUAUAAGCAUUCAAGAUGACUUUCGUCCAAGGUGCCAGUGACUCAAACAGAUAAUUUGAAUCUAAAUAUCCAGCUGUUGGGUGGCUUCAGACGACAGUUGAGGUGUUGAAAGAUUAACUCAGACACCUUCUGUGAAUGUGGGUUGAAGGCUUGCAGCAUGUCAAGGAAGACCAGAAAAGAUGCAAUGAACAUUCUGUAAUCAGGAAAAUGAGAGAAUUUCUUCAAGAACACAACAGAAACCUUUCUUUCCUGCAGCUGGAAGAUGUGGCCACAUGUUUUUGAUAUCUGGUUAAUUUAAUAAAGGACUCUCUGUCAGGCUAUCUGGUGACCUUGUAAAUCUUGUACCUGUGUGACAAAAGUGCCUUUGAAACUUGCAGUAAACAGUUCAUUCUCUGGAAAACCCAACUGUUGAAAAAAUCACUAUUGAAGAAUCAUGUCAAAAAACCUGGAGAUCAUCAAUUUGUCAUUUUUGUUGGAACAUGAGAGGGAAACAAUACUGGGAGUACUGAAGAGAGAUGAAUAUUUGAAAAAAGUGGAAGAUAAGAGGAUAAGGAAAUUGAAGAAUGAGUUGUUGGAAGUGAGACGAAAAGGUGGAAACCGUCAUUGCCGACAGGACCGCGGCAGGGUCUGUGUUCGCUGUCAGAAAAACCUGGGCUUAAUCUUUGACAGGGGGGACCAGUGCCAAGAAUGCAAACUCACAGUUUGCAACAAGUGUCGUGUUUUGGGAAUUGAUGAGAACUGGAAGUGCACUGUGUGUGCCAAGAUUGCACAGCUAAGGAUAGUGACAGGUGAAUGGUUUUUUGAGGAGAGGGCAAAGCGCUUCAAACAAUCCAACCUCCUUGGAACUGAUGUUGUCAGACAGUCCAUCCUACGCAAAGUCCCAGAUACUGUUUCCGGUAAGAAAGAAGGAGGACAAGAGAAAGAUCACACCCAGGAGACUGUAGCACAAAGGCCAGAUACCCCAGCUUCCUCCACAAGUGGGCAGAAAUCAAUAUUCAGUGGACACAGAAAGAUAGGGAAGGCCAUCAGGGCAGUGACCAAAGGAGAAAUCACCAAUGUGAAAGCUGAAGAUGGAAGAAGCAGCAGUUCAGAGGCUGAUGCCCAAAGUUUACGCAGUGUCAGGUCUACUCCCUGUUCUGACAGGGGGAGCACUCUUUCGCUGAACAACAAUGAUGCAGAGUCCCUUCCCGGUAACAUGAAAGGCACAGUGAGCUCUGGGUACCGAAGCAAUGCCUCCACUCCAGUCCAUCCGAGGUCACCAGCACUGAGCACACGCAGCAUGACUUCAGAUUAUGGCAGGCAGGACCCUGGUUUAAAAAAUGGUGCUUCUGUGCCUGCAAGUGAAAGUGUACCUGAAGAUUUAGUGAAGAGACACCAUAGGAAUGCAUCUGAAACACCUUCAAUAGCAGUUUCUAGGGCAUCUCUUGCAUCAGAUCUCAGCAAAUCUGAGAUAGAUUUGAGUGGGUCUUUCUCAGAAGAAAACAAGGAUGCUGUAAGCUUAAGAAGUAAAUCAGUACCAGAUGCUUUAGACCAGGACCUGGAUUACCUGGACGAGAUAGAGGAAGACCCUGAUGAUAUAGUGGCCUCUCAUUAUCUAAAACAUCGUGGACAUUUGGCAAGUGGAUUAUCAACAAACUUUCCUGAAGGCUCUGACAGGAAAUGCUCCUACUUAAAUGUACCUGACACAGAUGGUGAUACUACUAGCAUUAACAGCAUGAUGAGUGUUUACAGUGAAACUGGGGACUAUGGCAACGUGAAGGUCAGUGGGGAAAUACUUCUCCACCUCAGCUACAGCUACAAAACGGGUGCCCUCAACAUCCUGGUAAAAAACUGCAGAAACCUGGCCAUAGCAGAUGAAAAGAAGCAAAGAACAGAUCCCUAUGUCAAAGCAUACCUCCUGCCAGACAAAUCUCGCCAAAGUAAACGCAAGACCAAAAUCAAAAGCAACACCACCAAUCCAGAGUUUAAUGAAACCCUAAAGUAUGUCAUCAGCCAUACACAGCUAGAGACCAGGACCCUCCAGCUUUCUGUCUGGCACUAUGACAGAUUUGGGCACAACAGCUUUCUUGGGGAGGUGGAAAUUCCUUUGGACUCCUGGAAUUUUGAAAAUCAGACAGAUGAAUGGUUUGUGCUUCAACCCAAGCUGGAGGUUGCAGCAGAUGUCGGGCUUCAGUAUAAAGGAGAGCUGAUAGUUGUUUUACACUACAUUCCCCCUGAGAAAAACCUAAUGCUUCCCCUCGGACAGUUUCAAGGAAAGAAGAGCUUAAAAAAGGGAAAGAAAGGAAACACACAGAUGCCUUCUGGGGGUAUGUUGGAGGUCCUCAUCAAGGAAGCCAAGAAUUUAACAGCUGUGAAGUCAGGAGGCACUUCUGACACAUUUGUUAAAGGAUAUCUGCUCCCAGAUAACAACAAAGCAACAAAACAUAAAACUCCUCUAAUAAAGAAGAGUGUGAACCCCCACUGGAAUCACAGCUUCACUUUCAGUGGCUUGAAUCCUACGGAUCUACACAACGUAUGCCUAGAACUGACAGUCUGGGACAAGGAGUCACUCUCCAGUAACAUCUUUUUGGGAGGUGUCCGUUUGAGCACUGGAAGUGGUGUAAGUAACGGGAAGGAAGUCGAUUGGAUGGAUUCCCAUGGGGAAGAGCAGCACCUCUGGCAAACGAUGAUGGACAAUCCCGGAGUUUCUGUGGAAGGUAUAUUAAUGCUGAGAUCUAGCAUGGGAAAACGCAGACUCUGAGAACAAAUGGCUUGCACAAGGAUAAACUCCAGCUGUUUUGCUGACGUGACUCUUAACUGUUGUGGGGUACCACAAGGAUGCCUGGUGUUAAUGGAAUUCAGUCUGUUGUAACUUUGCACAUGCGAAAGUGGGGAAGAAAGACUCCUGUUUGCCUUGGAUUUUACGGCUCCAGAGGUGGAUUAUAAUGCAUUCUGCACUUUCGUGCAUCCGUAUUCUUAUGACAAUGCUCCUUACCCUAGUGAAACUCCUACUGAAAUCAGUAAGAAAGAUACCUGAAUAUAGUAUAUAAUUCAGGCUUUCUUUGUCUCAGAGACAAAAAUAUGGUCUACUAGUGUCAACAUCCAUGAAGAAUAUGGAGCAAGCAAAUGCUUUAGUCAUUUGAUGACUAAUGAUUAUUUAUGGUAUAAGCCAAUUUGAAGCAACUCAAAAGUUUGGUAUUUGAAAUGAGAUUAGAAACCACCAGAUUCCAAGCAGUCUGAAAGAAUAAUUAGCAACAUCCCUUCCCCCAGUUUACGUGUUCUGUUAUUUGAACUGUGCAUGACAGCAAGCCUUGCAACAAGCAUCACUACAAGAAAAGCUGAUACACUGCACACAGCAGCCAUUAUUUGGGUAUUUAGAAAUAGGCAGCAGAUGUGCGGAUAUAAAAUAACAGGAAUGCUGUACUCUGCAGUGAUGUGUGUGCUGUGUAUUUCAGUGCACCAUUCAGAAUGCAAGCUACGGUUCCCCCAGAUCAAAGAGCCUCUUAUGAAAACAGAUUAUUAUACAUCCCAUAGCAGCUUCCAGAACUAAGCACCGUUACUUAUGGCUGCAUUAUAACUUUUGCUUAUAACUCAUUUAAUAAUUCAGACAUCACUGUACAGAAGAGGAGAGAAGUUAAAACUUCUGUCAUAACUGAUGAGAUGUUGACAUUUACCCACAUGUGCUGUUUCAGGUUUAAUGGACUAAGUCCCAAUUCAGUAAAACAUUUAAAGAAAUGAUCUAAUUAAGCAUAUGCCUAACUGCUUUGCUGAAUUGGGGUUUAAAUGGAGAAGUGUUCUGAAUGGGUUGGAAUCCUAUUCAAGCAUAUCCUGCUGAUUUAUUAAUUAUUAACCAUGAUAUGAUUUAGAAUGGGAUUUUGCUGCUGAAUGUUACUAAUAUGAGUCCUUGCACUUAUAGUGCUAAUGCAUUUUAAUAUAAAAAUGUUGUCUUACGAUUUUAAUUAGUCCAUGUUAAAUGGCAUAGUUGUUCUAUAUUAAUUUGGUUUCCAAAAGUCUGCUUUGUGUGUAAUGAGAUCUGUCCUGCUCUCAGUACACACCACCAAUCUUAAAUUUUCUGCCUGCUAAGAACUAGACCCCCAUGUGUACAGAGCACAAUGUUUUCUAUACCUGCUUAUGGGCUGUAGCUGUGCUAUACAGCAGCAGAACCAUAGCAAGGAGAAUAAUUGAUCCUUACCAGAUAUAACAUGUACAGUAUUUGCAGAUUUAUGCGAUACACUAAGUUCAGCACUCUUGUGCUAUGGUGAUAGGUACCUUAUACAAACCUAAGAAACAGCAAUAAAUUGGGUAAAUUAUGUUUCAUCUCAAUGAUCCAUAAUUAAAAUUGUGCUCCCUGUCAUCAACAGUAAAUACAUCUACUGCUAUUCUCAUCCUUAAUUAUUUUUCAAGCAUUUUACUUUUGGGAGCAAGACAGUAUCACUGUGAAAAAUAUUUAGCAACCACAAACAAAAUAAACCAAUAAAAAAACUCUGUCGCCUCCACCCCAUAUAUAAGUACAGAUUCUCUCUCUGUUCUUUUUCUCAUGCGGUCAGAAUUCAGAACCUAAAGCUUUCUCUGAAGAAGAGUUAUCACAAUCAUGCUUAUUUGAGAGGUAAAAAUCCUGCCAUUCACAAUGAAACAGCAACUGAAGCCCCAGGUUUUAUGACAUGAAAUACUAAUGGCUAAAUAACUACAGCUUGUGUUUUGUACCUGAAACUGAAGAAAUGCCCUGUCCACUACAGUUAUAUCUCCCAUUUACAAUUGAGGCCAAAACCUUCAAAUUGUAUGUCUUUUCUCUCCUUUCUAAUCUUAUUUUUUCCUGUUUCUGGGUUUGGCUUGAGUGGCAUGAAACUGCUGAACAUGUCACAAGUUACCUGUUAAAAUAAUAAUGUACUAAUGUUAGGUGGAAAAUAUAUAUGUUUUUAAAUAUCCCUUUGUUUGCAUUACAAAGAACACCAUAGGUUACUAAAACAGAUUUCUAAAAAUCUAG
Messenger RNA from Mauremys reevesii (Reeves's turtle), 5497 nucleotides. It is a transcript of the gene SYTL5, whose product is annotated as synaptotagmin like 5. Gene Ontology annotation, biological process: exocytosis; intracellular protein transport. The transcript has 22 exons. Lineage: Eukaryota; Metazoa; Chordata; Testudines; Geoemydidae. Gene Ontology annotation, cellular component: exocytic vesicle; plasma membrane. Gene Ontology annotation, molecular function: phospholipid binding; small GTPase binding; neurexin family protein binding. The record is from RefSeq and is a predicted model, not a curated record. Bases 968 to 3274 code for a protein of 768 amino acids.